Cuculus canorus (common cuckoo) is the source of this 5111-nucleotide messenger RNA. RefSeq names its product Putative activator of 90 kDa heat shock protein ATPase homolog 2 (gene AHSA2P). The coding region runs from base 76 to 1068 and encodes 330 amino acids. The transcript is spliced from 9 exons. Gene Ontology annotation, biological process: positive regulation of ATP-dependent activity; protein folding. NCBI's taxonomy places the organism in Eukaryota, Metazoa, Chordata, Aves, Cuculiformes, Cuculidae. The record is from RefSeq and is a predicted model, not a curated record. Gene Ontology annotation, cellular component: cytosol. Gene Ontology annotation, molecular function: protein-folding chaperone binding; ATPase activator activity.
UCCUCCUCCUCCUCCUCCGGGGCGGGGAAGGUUCUGGCAGCUUCUGCCCGGUGUGUGGUGCUGGUGGGGAGCUCCAUGGCUAAGUGGGGGCAGGGGGACCCGCGCUGGAUCGUGGAGGAGCGCGCGGAUGGCACCAACGUGAACAACUGGCACUGGACGGAACGGGACGCGACCGGCUGGUCGAAAGGGAAGCUGGAGGAGCUGCUGGUGGGGCUGGUGGUGGAGGGCGAGGCCGGGCGGUGCGAGAUCAGCGACCUGAAGCACGUGGAGGGCGAGGCGUCCUGCAGCAGCCGCAAGGGGAGGCUCAUCUUCUUCUACGAGUGGAACCUGCGCCUCGGCUGGAAAGGUACAGUGAAAGAGUCUGGUGAGAAACAUAAGGGAUCUGUUGAAAUUCCUAACCUGUCAGAAGAAAAUGAGGUAGAUGAUACAGAGAUAAAUGUUAGCAAAAAGAAAGGGGAAGGCGAUGUUCUGAAGGACCUUAUGAGAACUGAAGGAGCCACAAAAGUCAGAGAGGCCCUGAGAGAUUACCUGAGAGCACUUAAAACAGAGUUCACCUUGGGAAUGAUUCUGCCAACAAAAGCUGCCACUGGUCAGGAGCUGCCUGCUGAGCAAAACAAUUCAGCUUCCCCCCAGUCUUUGGAUACGGUUGGUGUAAAAAUCCCAACAGUGAAGAUACUUAUGAAAGAAAUAUUCAACUCUCCAGCGGACAAACUUUAUAGCAUCUUUACAACUAAAGAUUUGGUACAGAAGUUCUCAAAAUGUCCCGCUGUGAUUGAAGCUGAGAAAGGAGGCAAACUUCAGAUGUUUGACGGCUGUGUCAGCGGCGAGUAUGCAGAAUUGGUCCCAGGCCAAAGGAUUGUCUUGAAGUGGAGGUGUAGGAACUGGCCUGAUGAACAUUAUGCAAUGGUUGCCUUGCAUUUCAAGGAUAUGGCUGCUCAAACGGAACUGCAGUUAGAGUGCAGAGGAGUUCCUGUCUCUAAUGAAGACAGUACAAGACAGUGUUGGAAGAAGCAGUAUUUUGAAGAAAUACGUAUUUUACUGCAGCAGCCCCAGGACAGCAUGGAAUGACAAGAGCACUGUAGUUUUCUUAGGGCAUUACUUUUUAUACUUUGUUGACAUUUGUUUUUUUUAACGAAAGUAAUUUAUUUCUGGGAAGAAUAAAGACCCAUGUCUAUGAUAAUGUAUAUAAUUUAAGUGUUAUUUAUGGGUUUUAGUGGAUGAGGUGGCGGGUAUGUUGGGCUGUCUAUAAACUGCUUUACUUGGGGAACAUGAUUUCUGCUUUGCUUGCACCUUCAGAGAGCAGUGGUGCUGCAGCUGCAGUAAUGCACUGCCAUCACAGGUAGGUAAGCUACACAAAUCAAUAGAAAGCAUUUGCCGUUCUUAGUCAACGGACUGGGUGGCAAAAUUAAGUCCCCCUAGGAGAUGGGGUACCCGUCAGAGCUGAACUGGAAGGGAUUAUGGAACUGCUAAUACAUGAGGUCUUUCAAGGAAUGCGGGGGAUAUAGUUGACAGCCUCUUUAGAUACUACUUCAGAUUGCUUUAGCUGCAGACUGAGACUGAUUUUGGUUUUAACCUGCAGCAGUUUCAGGGAAAAAUAACAAACGACGCUGUGUGUUUGGGGUGGGUGUGAGGGUUACCACUACUAAGUCUGCAUGCACUGCACUCCAUUACGUGACCUCAGUGUGAGAUCUAUUUUGGAAGAAACAAACAGUAGUAACAUCUUCAUUUUGCAAUGUUGUAGGCCUUCCACUUAAAUUAUUAACAGCUUUCUGCAUUCUGUAGCUCACAUUAAAGUGGGCAACUGUUUGUAAGAGAAGUUUGACAAAAGCAUAGUUGGGAUACUGAAAGUAAAGAAUUGUUACUUUUCAUUAAACCACACUGAGGUUAGCAAGGAUAACUUAAUUCUCAAAUGCUUUAUAAAAAUAUGUAUGAAUUAAAUAUGCGAUUUGAAACAAAUUGACCAAAAAAGGGCAAAGCUGCCUGUGCAAAGAAUGGUUGGCUCAAUAAAAUAGAUGAUUGCACAUGCAGUUUGUUUUCUCCAUUCACUGAUACUACCAAACUAAAUGAGGCUGUACAGAAGUUCAGUCCUUUAGAUUUUAUUCUGUCAGGACACCAAUGUACAGCAACCUUACUGCACGUACACUACAUCAGCCAGAAGAGAAAGAUGUGCUACUCUUUUCCACAGGCAAGAUUUUCCCUGGGAAGGUUGCAGUCAGUUAUCCCCUGGGAACUGAGGUGAGGUUUGUUGCAGUACCACACGUCAGAGCGAUCAGACAGAUGUACAGACCUGGUUACCAGGUGCUGGUUUGGUUGUGUUGGAGGUGUUCUGGACAGGAUGGAGAACAGCCUGGUGAGAAGUGCCACGUUUUCACAUAUUUCUCUGAAUGUCAAAAUUUAGUCACAUUUUCUUGACAACGAUUCAAGGACAAAGAACCUAACAUUUAGAAUAUAAAAAUGAUUUGGAGCGCUGGUUGACCAAGGGGCAAACUUUAAUUUAAGACAAGAUCAGGCUAAGCAGUUUUGUGUGUAGAUGAUCGCAUGACACUGUGGUGUCUUGAGAGGCAGCUGCUACAUCUAAUGACAGGUGUCUUCAGAGAUGGUAUCCUGCAGCCCCAAUACUUCUCCGGGAAGUCUUUCCUCCUGACUAAAAACCCGCUUCCAUCUUACAGUCACAAGUCUCCACUACUUGUACUUUUUGCUAGUCUGAAUUUUCUCAUCCCCUUCCUCUGGCAGGAGUGACCCACUCAACUAAGUGCCAAUCAUCAGUGUUAAAAAGCAGUGACUUGUGUUUGCAGUGUUGUACCACUCGCUUCCAGGUCUGGGACAGCCAACCCUCCCCUAGAAAACUGCAGCUGCUGGUGGGAGGUGCAGGACUGUGGGAAGAGGACCAGCCCCAGCCAGUCUGGAGUUCCUCUCUAAGGAAAGGGUAGUGGAUUCAAAGUGUCAUUUUUCUUUAAUGUUCUUGUUCCCUUGUGCCUGCACAGCUUCAAGUUUGAUAAUAUAUACAAGCAUUUUUAAGUUAAAAAUGUGAUGCACCCACGUUUAUCCUGCUUGUAGGCCAGCCUGCAAGAAAAGAAGGUGAAAGACAAGCAGGCAGUUUUCACACUCACACAGAUGGCACUGUAGGUAAUGGGCUGCCAUUACCAUCAAAAAAAAGAGGACAUCUGUUUGCUUCCCCAGCAUUCCUACACUCUGCCCAUCACUGCGUGUACUGAACUUGGCUCAUGCCAACCUCAAUUUCUGCGAAGUUAUUAUGGAAUUAGAAAAAAAUCAAGUUCAUUUUGCCAGUAGCAGGCAGCCUUCAGGAGAAUUUCUGGCACUAUCAGCCAGCCACUGCAUAAAGGGGACAACUCAUCUUAGAGGGGCAAAACCAUUUAUUGUUGAGUGCUAAAUUUCUCACAGACUCCAGGAGUUUAGUAAAACCGAAGAAUGUUAAACUACUAGUUAUCCUUGGCUGGAUGGGGCAGAGUGAAGAAUUGCAUAUUGUUUAGAAACAAGUAUGAUGACAGUGAUAGAGCAUCAUACAUAAGGAAAUCAUACUAUCAUAAAUACAGCUUGUUUUCUAAAGAAGUCCCUGCGAAGAGUUCCCUAUCCUAAAAUUUUGCCAAUGUAACAAAGAGAAAAAUAGGAGUGGAGACAGCUGUAGAGAGUUUGUGGGAAAUACCUCAAAUUUAUUGGAAUUCCUGUGUUUUAAGGAAACUGAUGAGCACAGAAGACAUUCCAGGGAGAGCGAGCAGUAUGAAAGAAGUGACAAAGCAGAAAUGGGCAAAGGCAGUUUUGGUUGUGAUCCAACCACCUGGUCUCCAGAAGGCCAAAAAGAAAAAUAAUGAAAGGUGAAAAAGAUUUGUAAGGCCAUCGCCAAAAGCCAGCUGAGAGGACGGUCUUAGCUCCAGUCCAGCUGUGAGAGGCUCUGCUCAGGGAGGACAGGGGAAAGAGAAAGUAUUUGAAAAGCAUUCAUUUCGGUAAGGUUAAGUGGGAGGUGGGACUUUCAGGAGGAAAUACAUAACAAUUACAGGAGAGGUGGGAUGAGCCAUGGAAGAGAAUAAAAGCUUUAAGAGACUGAGGAAGCCAGUUAAAAGUGAGGUUUUCAAAGGCAGGGAUAAAAAAAAGCACUCUUGAAGGCAAAGAAAUACAAACCAGAAGACUGUGUUAGAGUAAAAGAAGGGGAAUGCCAACCUACAGAACCUGGAAAAUACCUGUAAAAGAAGAUAAGAGGUGCAAACAAAGAUACAGAGGAGGAAUCAAGUUUGUACAUGUACCAAUUACUUCUAAUUAGUUAAAAAAACGUGAAUGCUGGGAAAAAUAUCCCAUUAAAAAUUGCAGGAAUACUCGGGGAAAUUUGAAAGUCUUGCAAUGGAAGAGCAGUAAGAGCAACAACACUUCUGGUAAUCUUGACACAAUUUUGAGCAAAAGCAUAGAAAAGCUGGUGCUAAAUUUAGUUAGUUUAGAGCAAGAGGAUAGCAAUUUAAUUAAAGCUAAUCAAUGUGGGGUUUAAUAUCUUUCAAAUCUGAUCUAGCCUUUUGAAGAGGAGGCAGCGGAACUGCUGGCCUAACAUAGCUCCUAUGUACAAUGCACCUUCCUCUGCAAAGCACUUUGCACAAAACCCCUACGGACUGCGUUGCUGAAACUUAACAUGAAAUUGUUAAAUUUCUUUGUUAAUAGAAAAUGGUUAUCAAGUAAACGGACUCCUAGUGAGAUUCUAAAUGGCCAGUUAUAUAUUUGUGAGAAAAUAAUUGACAAUAAACUACAAAAUUAACCACUAACAGCAUUUGCAAAUCACAUAGACAGGGCUGUAGGGGAAAACAUCCUAAACUUACAGGACAUUGUCAGUAGUCAGAAGGGCUCAUGUUCAUCUGGGAACACAGAAGAGGAAGAAGGGUACAUUGCUUGCUUGUGUACCAUUUAUGAAAUAAUUAUUAAAUACUGUUUGUACUCAGUGUACACUUCAAAAAGGGAUCGCCAAACAAUGAGAAAAAAAAAAUCAUAAAAGACAGACUCUCGGUCUCCAGCAACAGAAUCAGGGUAUGAGCUCAUCCUGGAGGAGAAGCUAGAGCCAACAAAGCGUUACACCUGGAAGGUGAAGUCACACAAUGCACCAAAAAUCAGAUGCA